CGUGCGCCAGAAGAGCGCAACGUGCAACAAGCAACCACCGACCGAGCUGCCUAUUAUUCUUUAUCCUUCUCUCCCUUGCUUUCGUCCAUUCCAUCCGCCCGUCUCUCUUACACACUUCCCUGCCAUCGAUUCCCUGUCGCCGUCUCAUCCAGCAGCUCCUCGCACUUCUCGGCCCUUAUCCCAUAUCAAUUGGCCACCGUCCAAAUCGCGGGGAAAGCUUAGGGCACCAUGCUUCGUCAGCUUAGCAGCAUCCUUGCCGCCUCCACCCUCCUGGUGGGUAUUGUCUCUGCGCAGCAGGCCCCGACUCUACCCAGCUGUGCCACUAGCUGCGUGAGCAGUCUCCUCCCCGCCAGCUGCAACGGCAAUCCAACAUGCAUCUGCAACACCGCGUCCUUCCUCGACGGAAUCGCCUGCUGCGUCUUCCAGGCAUGUGAUCCCGCAGAUCAAACGGCCGCCCUAGCCUAUGCACACAGCAUUUGUGACCCGGUUGGAGCUUCGUCGCUUUUGCCCGCCUCGGCAACCUGCAUCUCGACUUCAAGCGGCAGCGCAACCUCCUCGGCUUCCGGGUCUGGCUCUAGCACGGCCGGCGCCACAGGUGGAUCGACCACCUCAGCCGCCAGCAGCGCUGCCAGCGAAGCCUCCUCUGCGUCUGCCGCUGCCUCUAGCGCCAGCGCCAGCGCCUCCUCAUCGUUGAGCAGUGCCUCUGCGUCCCUCAAAUCUGCUGCGUCCAGCGCCAGCGCGUCCCUCUCUUCGGCCGUAAACAGUGCCAGCCAAUCUUCCUCUUCGACGACGGCGAGCCCCACGGGUGCUGCCAACCAGUUGGCGAUCGGGUUUGGUGCCGUCGGCGCCGGGAUGUUGGGGUUGGCGGCUCUGUUGUAGGUGCGGAUGGCGAGAGGAAACUUAUACCGACGAUCCUGCUUGGAGAGGAGGGCGGGUUCAAAAGUUGGAAAUAGUUCGGAUGUAAUGCGGCCAGAUAUGUGAUAUCUGUUUGGAUCUACCCUUUUUGUGACCUAGGAGAAUAUGCACAAGCAUUUCAUUAGCAUGGCCACCACGCAGGGAGAGAUAACUUGUGCUGUGUUGCUCGGGCCUGUACCGGUCAAGCUAGGUGUUGUUGCCCUUAUUACACAGCUCGACGGUGUUUCAUUCAUCGUCUUCUGCCUCCCUGCGUCUGGCCAACACUUUGGCAACCUCCCGCCCCUCC
Molecule: messenger RNA, 1201 nt
Organism: Cladophialophora immunda
Lineage: Eukaryota; Fungi; Ascomycota; Eurotiomycetes; Chaetothyriales; Herpotrichiellaceae
Exons: 4
Coding region: 229-879 (216 amino acids)
Source: RefSeq, a predicted model, not a curated record